CUCUCUCUCUCUCUCUCUCUCUCUCGCUCUCUCGCUCGCCCCCCCCCACUCCCCCCUACCGCUCACUGACAGUGAGUCAGUUCCAAGCAGCUGCAUAGAAGAUGUCUGCCCCAGAUGCUGCUCCCCCAGCUGGACCUCCCGGAGCCCCAGGGGCCCCAGGAGCAGACGGAGCCCCAGGUGGAGGGCCCCCACCCCCUCCUCCCAACACCUCCAGCAACCGCAGGCUACAACAGACACAGGCCCAAGUGGAGGAGGUGGUGGAUAUUAUGCGGGUGAAUGUGGACAAGGUUCUGGAGAGGGACCAGAAGCUGUCGGAGCUGGAUGACAGAGCGGAUGCUCUCCAGGCCGGGGCCUCCCAGUUCGAGAGCUGUGCAGCCAAACUCAAGAGCAAAUACUGGUGGAAAAACGCAAAGAUGAUGAUCAUUAUGGGUAUCAUUGGAGUUCUUGUGGUCGGAGUCCUUUUCUUGUACUUCUUCUAUUGAGUUAUCCCAGCGUGGCAGAAGGACACAGACAUGAGAGCGAAAUAGGAGAGGGAAGAAGAAAACAAAAUCGAUACAAAUCCAAACUCCAGUCCUACCCCCUUUCUCCCUCCACACCAGGUCUUCCAUCUAGCACUUAAACAUGACGGUAGUGUGUAGAUGUCAUUGCUCUCUUUUCUCUUUGUCGUCCUGCCCUUCCCUUCUUCUUGAUCCAUCUUUCUUCCUCUGUUUUGGCGUGCUGUCUCACUCACUCUCCUGCCUGCAUCUCAUACAUUAUUGAAGUGUGCAGUAGAGAGAGAGAGAGAGAGAGAGAGAGAGAGAGAGAGAGAGAGAGAGAGAGAGAGAGAGAGAGAGAGAGA
Molecule: messenger RNA, 838 nt
Organism: Coregonus clupeaformis (lake whitefish)
Lineage: Eukaryota; Metazoa; Chordata; Actinopteri; Salmoniformes; Salmonidae
Product: vesicle-associated membrane protein 1
Exons: 5
Coding region: 102-482 (126 amino acids)
Biological process (GO): vesicle fusion; vesicle-mediated transport; SNARE complex assembly
Cellular component (GO): SNARE complex; plasma membrane
Molecular function (GO): syntaxin binding; SNAP receptor activity
Source: RefSeq, a predicted model, not a curated record